UUCACGAGACGGCUUUUUCAUCGACCUCGCAUCUGCGCAAACACUUAGCAGUCUAGCAACAAUCGCUGACCUCUCUAGAUCACAAAUUCACAAUGAGCUCCUACGAAAACUCCGUCUACCUGGCCAAGUUGGCCGAGCAGGCCGAGCGUUAUGAGGAAAUGGUGGAGAACAUGAAGGCUGUGGCCUCCGCAGACCAAGAACUCAGCGUCGAGGAGCGGAACUUGCUAUCCGUUGCCUACAAGAACGUCAUUGGGGCCCGCCGCGCGUCGUGGAGAAUCGUCACAUCCAUCGAACAAAAGGAGGAGUCCAAGGGCAACGAGGCGCAGGUCGGUCUGAUCAAGGAGUACCGCCAGAAAAUCGAGGCCGAGCUGGCCAAGAUCUGCGAGGACAUCCUGGAGUGCCUCGACGGCCAUCUCAUCCCGUCUGCCGAGAGCGGUGAAUCCAAGGUUUUCUACCACAAGAUGAAGGGUGAUUACCACCGUUACCUCGCUGAGUUCGCCAUUGGCGAUAAGCGUCGCACUUCAGCGGACAAGUCUUUGGAGGCAUAUAAGGCCGCAACUGAGGUUGCGCAGACCAACCUGGCUCCUACUCACCCCAUCCGCCUUGGUCUUGCCCUCAACUUCUCGGUCUUCUACUACGAGAUCCUCAACUCGCCCGACCAGGCAUGCCAGCUUGCCAAGCAGGCCUUCGACGAUGCGAUCGCUGAACUCGACACCCUCUCUGAGGAGUCCUACAAGGAUUCCACUCUCAUCAUGCAACUUCUACGGGACAACCUCGUAAGUUUCUCCCUCCAAACCCAAAGCCCCCGCUCACACAAUUAGACCCUCUGGACCUCGUCCGAGGCCGAGCCAGCUGCUGAACCUGCCACCGAAGCUGCCGCUCCUACGGAGCCAAAGCCCGAGGCCGCUGA
This is a messenger RNA of Mytilinidion resinicola, 910 nucleotides long. RefSeq names its product 14-3-3 protein epsilon. Gene Ontology annotation, cellular component: cytoplasm. The record is from RefSeq and is a predicted model, not a curated record. Gene Ontology annotation, biological process: signal transduction. The coding region runs from base 93 to 821 and encodes 242 amino acids. The transcript is spliced from 4 exons. Lineage: Eukaryota; Fungi; Ascomycota; Dothideomycetes; Mytilinidiales; Mytilinidiaceae.